Culex pipiens pallens (northern house mosquito) is the source of this 4089-nucleotide messenger RNA. RefSeq lists its product as uncharacterized. Gene Ontology annotation, cellular component: cytoplasm. The coding region runs from base 226 to 3960 and encodes 1244 amino acids. Gene Ontology annotation, molecular function: protein serine/threonine kinase activity; AP-2 adaptor complex binding; ATP binding. NCBI's taxonomy places the organism in Eukaryota, Metazoa, Arthropoda, Insecta, Diptera, Culicidae. Gene Ontology annotation, biological process: regulation of clathrin-dependent endocytosis; positive regulation of Notch signaling pathway; protein phosphorylation. The record is from RefSeq and is a predicted model, not a curated record. The transcript has 3 exons.
UCAGUUCAGGUUGUGAAAAGUCGCGAAAAACAUCUCUCCGUCGGUCGGUCGGUCGGUCGUUCGUUUGUCGUUUUCUACAAAUCCAGGUGGAAAAUCGCUGCCGUUCUGUUCCGGAUUGUGCAAGUGCGUUUCCAGGUCAUUCCGUUGGCGCUCAAAAGGGUAUAGUGAUAGCCUGUUCCCGGGUCGCCCCCAAGGCAAUGGACCACCAGCACCACCGACAGCACGAUGCCACAACACUAUAAGAGCCAACUGGCGGCCCUCAUCAAGGUUCGCGGCCAGGCCGGCUUCAGCGAGUACGAGGUGUUGAAGAUAUUCUGCGAUGUGUGCGAAUCGCUGGCCAUCCUGCACUGCUGCCAAGCGCCGGUCAUCUACCGGGACGUGAAGGUCGAGAAUGUCGUCCAAAAUGACAUGGGCCGGUUCAUCUUGGCCGAGUCCGGGUCGGCGACGGCUCGGUUUUUGAAUCCGGUGGCGCACGGGAAGAAGGUCGUUGAGGAGGAGGUCCAGAAGAACACGUCGCUGCCGUAUCGGGCGCCGGAGAUGGUUGAUUUGAACUCCGGCCAUAGCAUCACAACCAAGGUGGACAUCUGGGCGGCCGGAGUGCUGCUGUACAAGCUCUGUUUCGGCACGAUGCCUUUCGGCGAAAGCUCCAAGGCGAUCCUACACUGUCAGUAUAACAUUCCGGAAAAGUGCAAGUAUUCCCCGGAGCUGUGUCAAUUAAUUCGGUUUCUGCUGGAGCCGGACCCGGAGAAGCGGCCCAACAUCUACCAGGUGUGCGAGGUGGCGUUCAAGAUCAGCGGCAAAGAUAACCCGUUGAGGAUUGCACGCGAGCGACAGAGAAGCCAGGUGGUCACCAGCAACAGCAACAACACCAACAAUCCCGCCUCGGCGGAACAACAGCACGAGCGCAAAUUCCAGACCGCCGUCAUCAGCGGCACCAGUGUGGCACCACGAUCGCGUCCAAAGCCACAGCUGACGGGGGCGAGUGUCCCGUUUACGCUGGGACCUCCCCCGUUGAACCCGUCGCCUAAGAAUGUCGUGUCGCCGGUUCCGGGAGCGAUGGCGGCCGAAGUAGAUCGAGCGUUCGUGGCCAACUUUAGCGAGAACUUUCCGAAGGCGGGUGCUGGUGGUUCCAGGAGUCCAGCUAUUGGUGGGAGUGACGUUCAGGAAGCGGGCUUUAGAUUCAUCCCGUCCGACUCGAAGCACCUGCUCGUGCCGGCGAUGGAAGCUACCCGUGACAAAUCCGCGACCGUUUCGCCCGCCUCCCUGCUGCUGUCCCCCUUCGAACCGCCCAGCGAACCACCCUCGUCCUCUUCGUCCUCGACGAGACCCCGACCCACGACGCUGCUCGCACCGGCCAAAGCGCCCCAUCGACACGUCCUGAGCAACUCCAACAGUGAGAAAUCGCUCGUUUCGCCCUGCUCCAGCUCGACCUGGAACCCGUUCGGCGAUCCGUCGCCGUUCAGCCCAAACUCGACGCUCACCGAGGAUCAGCUGUUUGGGGCGGAGUUUGACAAGCUGCGACUCGAGGGCGGCAGUCAGACGUCGAUCGUGACGUCGCCGGAGGAGAUGAAGUCCGAGCAGGCGGUUUCGUGGGAGCGGCAGAAGGAGCUGAAGCAGCGGUUUUCUCUGCCGGCGUUGAACCAGGUCGCGCUGGUGGAGGAGGAUCCGUUCGGGUCGGCGCCGUUCACGCUGCCGAAGCGGCUGAAGGACAAAACGGGUAGGUCGUCGAAGUUGACGUCGAAGCUGAGUGAGGUAAUUUCCAGUGCGACUUCGGGUGGAACCACGCUUUGGCGUCAUUCGACUGGGGGUGGGAAGGAGAGCUUGAUCGCGGCGGCGACACCGGGGGCGGCCAGUGUUGGCGGGGAGGGUGGGGUGGUUGGAAAUGGUGAAGUGGGGAUGAAGCUGGAAGAUUUGAUGAGUGGAGGGGACAAGGGGUCGCCGAACUUUAUCAAGUUGCCGCUGGAUGAUCGCAACAAGUACGAGAAGCUGAACUCCAACGACGUCACGUCGGAUGAUAGCGAUUCGGAGUUUUAUCCGGAUUCGGUUGGGGGUGGGUUGAAGAAGCAAAGCUUCAAGCAGUUUGUGGAAAACAAUAUUCCGGAGAAGCUGCAGGCCGUGUAUCACAAGGUGGACAAGGGUCAGAUCAAGAAUGUACAGAUUGUGAAGAAGCUGCGAGGAAAGGUGGUAAACAAGGAUGAGGUGAAGCGAAAGAAGGAGAAGCGCGUCAAGACGACGACCGCCGCCACGGUCGAGGAGCAGGACGAGCGGGAGUCGGACGAUUCGAUUGGGUCUGCGAGUGAUUUGCGUGCGAACGACGAUUUUAUGGAAGGAGACGAAGUGGACCACGGACAACGGGUGAUUCCGGGCAAGCCUGGAACGAGACGAUUCAACCGGGGAGCGUUUGGAGACGGGAGUGUGGACGAUUGUAUAAGCGAGAGUAUUAAAACUUGUGGAUCAAGUGCCUACCAUGCGGAGUGCGAGAGUGUGACCACCAACGAGGACAAUAGCAGUCGAAUCGUAACGAGGGUUCGGGUUAAGAAGCGAGAGCAUGACUCCAAGCACAGCGUCAUCGAUGAGGACGAUUCCGGCGAGGAGGACAUGCUGCACGGGGACAAACCUCUGCUGCUGGACGACGAACUUGACUACGAGUCUGCUCCGGAGAACAAUACCAGCGGUGAAGACGUCGUACUUAUGGAUCCGUUUACACCGGAAUCCCUACCGGAUGAGUCGGGAACGAAGCAGGUAGAAGAGGACGAAGUCGUUCUGGAUCCGUUUGCGAUGGCACCCUUCCGGAAGCCGACCGUUCCCAAACGAAACAGUAUUAUCAAGUACAUGCCGAACGUGGUGCCCAUUCCGGAGAACUGUCCCACGGUGUCUCUUCCGUCAAGUACCGACAACUUCUGCACAUCCACACCGGUCAAACCAACCCGUCGAUCUCUACCGGAGGCCACCGUCCUCCCACUAAAACCUCCAGUCGCCGAAAUAGUCCCUCUACCCAACCCGCGGACCGAUCUCUUCGGAUCCGAACCAUUCCCGGCGAUGGUCGUCCUGUCGGCCCCGCAACCCAUCGUCGAGCCAACCCCGAUCCCGACCGUCUCCGUUGAACCCGGCUCGGUUGCCUUAACGCACAUCAUUCCAUCGGCGAUCCCGAAGCCACAAAUCCUCCUCGAACCUCCAACCGCACCAGCGCCAGCUUCCGCUGCUCCUCCAGCGCUCAAGCAACCCCCGCUGAGUACACCCAUGACGGCCCGCCUUACCUACAUCAACUUUGGCCAGAUCCCUUCCCAAACGAGCACAAACAGCGCUAGCUCCGUGACCGCGACCAGCAUCUCACCGGACAACAAUUACGUCAACUUUGCACCGGACGGCGACGACGAUGACGCGCGGAAGCUCAAGUCCGACGAGUACGACAGCAGCGAACCCGUCGUGAAGAGUUCCUCGAAGGUUAGCGGCGGUACCGGAUUCCUCAAAAAGGACAAGCUCCGGUAUAACUCGCUCAAGGAGAAGCUCAGCAGUAGCGGAGCCAGCAAAGACGAUUCAGCCAGCGUAACGUCCAGCACGACCUCCACCGGGAACCACGUCCUCGUCAUCCCGUCAAAACUGAGCUCGAAAGUCAAGGUGAACGUGUCCGGCUACAAAAAGGUCUCCAGUAAGCUCGGUAAAAAGGACAAAUCGGUUGGGAACGGCGCCGCGGAAUCGGACCAGCACCGCCAAACGGCCAAGGUCAGCAAAAAGAUGGGCUUCAGCAACAUGAGCUUCGAGGACUUUCCGUCGGACGAUGCGCUCGAAGAGCAUCCGGCAGCGGCGGCCGCGGCAUCCGGUCCAAGGCAUGGUGGAUCGAGCGUGGGCGCAAAGCUGAUGAAGAUUGCCCCCUUCGAGGUGAUCCGGAACGAGAAGAUGCUGCUGGAGGCGGAGAAAAAGUUUGGAUCGCUGAAGCGGCGCAGCAAUCCGUUCUCAUGAUUGUACGCGGAAUCUCAGAAGCGUAAAAAGUGAGUUGCAAGGGGUUUGUAAUGCUUGUGCUAGGUUAGGAUGUCGAAAGUUUAGGUUGGAUCAAGUGGAAAUGAUUGCUUUGUGCUAGGUUUUAUUGAA